GACAAUAACCAAGGAUUUGUAUAGUUAGACUAUACAAAUCCUUGGGUACUUGGAUUCGCACAUUUGCAUGAUUUGGUAAAUCUAACAAAAUUACACGUACAAGGGAUAUAUAUUCAAGGUAAUUUCCCCCAGAAGACUAUUCCAUUUACCUAUAAUUAAGAUGUUGUCCCAGGAACAAUGUAAGAAGGUUUGGAAGAAUGCUGAUGCUGUAUGUUUUGAUGUAGAUUCCACUGUACUAAAGGAUGAAGCUUUAGAUGAACUUGCCAAGUUUUGUGGUGUGGGAGAACUUGUUAUUGAAUGGACCAAUAAAGCUAUGGGAGGUAAUGUGUCUUUCAGAGAAGCUUUGAAUGAAAGACUGAAGAUAGUCCAACCAACCAGACAGAAAGUGGCAGAUUUUUUAUCACAACAUCCUCCACAGUUUACACCAGGAAUAAAAGAUUUGGUUUCUGGUUUAAGUAAAAGAGGGAUACCAGUAUAUCUGGUAUCAGGUGGCUUUCAGAGUAUACUGGUACCUGUAGCAGAACAACUUGGUUUACCAGUAGAAAAUAUUAUAGCUAAUAGAAUAAAAUUUUAUUAUAAUGGUGAUUAUGCUGGAUUUGAUGAGAAUCAGCCCACGUCCUCCUCAGGAGGAAAGAAAGUUGUUGUAGAAACAUUAAAGAACAAACAUGGAUAUAAAAACCUAGUUAUGAUAGGAGAUGGUGCUACAGAUAUGGAAGCUUGUCCUCCAGCUGAUGGAUUUAUAGGGUUUGGCGGCAAUAUUAUAAGAGAAAAAGUGAAACAGAAUGCUCCUUGGUUUGUGACUGACAUGCAGGAAUUGAUAAAUGAAAUGAAAGAAUAAAAACUUUGCAAGAAACCAAAUGUAUUACUCAAUAUAAUAGACAAGAGACGUCCUUUAUAAGUUAUAUGGGAGUUGUAGCAGAAAUAGCAUACCUAGACUGUUCUACUUACCAAAUACAAAUAGAUGUGGUCAUGAUGUAUGUCACCUAAGGAAUGUUUAAUUCAAACUUUGGUUGAACAAUGUUUCACUUUUGCUUUCAAAAUCCAUCCGGACUGGAAAUUAAUCUUUAGGCUGAUAGUGACUAUUUUAUCUGUUCAGGUUGUGACAGUUACUGAGUAAGUAAUGGUUGGGUUCAAGAUGGUAAUUUAUGUUUCCUGUGGCAUAGAUAUUAGAUAUAUAAAAACAACUAUAAUGAUCAACAAUACAAGAUCUACAAAAAUGCUGAUAUACUAAAACCAUCAAGAGAUUUCUGGUAGGAGUGAUAUCGCUGUUGAUUUUUUUCACAAAUUUGGCAUUUCUGCUUGUUUUUACCUCUAAAACUAAAGAGCUUUUUAAACCAAUCUGAUUUAAUGAUCUUGUAGAUGAUUAUAGACGUUAAGUGUGUCUAGACUGUAUUUGUGAAUUAUGUUCAGGUCUAUUUAUGUGGCCACAAUUACUAAAAUAAAACAUAUGGUAAAAUGGU
Messenger RNA from Mytilus trossulus (common blue mussel), 1460 nucleotides. Its product is annotated as phosphoserine phosphatase-like. The record is from RefSeq and is a predicted model, not a curated record. Bases 161 to 838 code for a protein of 225 amino acids. Lineage: Eukaryota; Metazoa; Mollusca; Bivalvia; Mytilida; Mytilidae. Gene Ontology annotation, molecular function: L-phosphoserine phosphatase activity; magnesium ion binding. The transcript is spliced from 6 exons. Gene Ontology annotation, cellular component: cytoplasm. Gene Ontology annotation, biological process: L-serine biosynthetic process; dephosphorylation.